AUGGAGCAAGAAUCACAGAAGGGGAAGCUUGAUGAGACUGGCAAUGAGGCCUCCAAUGCUCCGAUUACGUGCGUGAAUAAUUGCGGGUUUUUCGGAAGUGAAAAGACUAAUAAUCUUUGCUCCAAGUGCUACAAAGAUUUUCUAUUAAAACAAUCAAAGACAGCAGUAGAUGAUACUGCGGUUGUGGAUAAAAAAGUUAGUGCUGAUGAUCAAGAUUUGGAGAAUAAACGCCAUGUUCAAAAAGUACUGGAGGAAGUAAAACAGAGUCAAGUUGAAGAAGGAACCACUUCUGAGAACCCUGAGAAGCGACCUGCAAAUAGGUGCAACUUUUGUAGGAAGCGGGUUGGCCUUACCGGUUUUAAGUGUAGGUGUGGGCAGACAUUUUGCUCACUGCAUCGUUACUCCAACAAGCACAACUGCGUGUUCGAUUAUAAGAGUGUAGGCCAAGAUGCAAUUGCGAAGGCGAACCCAGUCGUUAAGGCAGAGAAAGUUGAUAAGAUACGUUGA
Messenger RNA from Prunus armeniaca (apricot), 507 nucleotides. NCBI's taxonomy places the organism in Eukaryota, Viridiplantae, Streptophyta, Magnoliopsida, Rosales, Rosaceae. The record is from the annotation of a GenBank genome assembly.